This is a messenger RNA of Cyphomyrmex costatus, 1710 nucleotides long. RefSeq names its product serine palmitoyltransferase subunit I (gene Spt-I). Gene Ontology annotation, cellular component: endoplasmic reticulum. Bases 301 to 1710 code for a protein of 469 amino acids. NCBI's taxonomy places the organism in Eukaryota, Metazoa, Arthropoda, Insecta, Hymenoptera, Formicidae. The transcript is spliced from 2 exons. Gene Ontology annotation, molecular function: serine C-palmitoyltransferase activity; pyridoxal phosphate binding. Gene Ontology annotation, biological process: sphingosine biosynthetic process; ceramide biosynthetic process. The record is from RefSeq and is a predicted model, not a curated record.
CUUUAAGCAACUGCAUUAAUAGUCCAUUAAUUAUUAAAAUACAGAUUUGCUUAUUAUUCGUUCUUCUAUGUAACGUAUAUAACCAUCUAAAGGCUACGACUAUCUCAUGGACUUAAUUUAACCUUAUUGGCGCGAAGGCUGUCAAGCGGAGCUACGCCAAGAGGAGCCAAGAACUUGGUAGUGAGCUUAUCGUUAUCUGCUUGUUUUCGCGAAUUCAUUAUAGUUGACUUUAAUUCGGGUCAAUUUAUACUUUUUCGUACAAUAAAAAAGUGCCAGUAUCACUCGGACUAGUCAAGAAAAAUGAACACGAACCUCUUAUUUGUUGAAUCAGUGGAAGUACUGCGGAAUGGUUUAUCGCACUACCACACCUUGUUAGAAGCAAUUCUGGUGCUUUGGAUAGUAUGGUUUAUUUCUAAGAAACGAAGUAACUCAGUACCUUCGAAAGAGUUGGUGGAGAACAAAUUAGCAGAGUGGCGACCGGAGUCUCUUGUACCGGAAUCACCAAAGAAUCAUCCUUCGUUAAGUCUGAAAUGUAUCACUUCCAAGGUUGGAAAGCGAGUAAUAGUUGAUGGAAAAAAUUGCCUUAAUUUGGGUACACAUAACUACUUAGGUUUAAGCGACAAAGCAGAACUGAUAGAAAGUGCUGCAGCGGCUAUAAAGAAAUACGGCGUUGGAUCUUGCGGACCACGAGGUUUCUAUGGAACCGUCGACGUACAUCUUGAACUAGAAGAACGUUUAGCUAAAUUUAUGGAUGUGGAAGAAGCUAUAAUAUACUCGUAUGGAUUUGCCACUGUGUCGUCUGCAAUCCCAGCCUACUGUAAACGUAAAGACUUAAUAUUUGUGGACGAGCGAGUAAAUUUUGCUAUACAGAAAGGACUGGAUGCAUCUCGAGGAAAUAUCCAAUAUUUCAAACACAAUGAUGUACAAGAUUUACGUAAUCUUUUAAUGAAGCAAGAGGAAAUAGAUAAAAGACAUCCUAAAAAGGGUGCAAAGAUCAAACGCUUUUUGAUUAUAGAGGGUAUUUAUAUGAAUACAGGAAAUAUCUGUCCUUUACCAGAAUUGUUAGCUUUGUGUAAAAAGUAUAAAUUAAGAAUCUUUAUCGAUGAGUCAAUAUCAUUUGGGACCAUUGGCCUAUAUGGAAAAGGUGUUACUGAAUACUUUAACAUUCCUAUAAACGAAAUAGACAUGAUAAUGGGAUCAUUAGAAUGGGCUAUAGGAACUAUUGGUGGUUUUUGCGUAGGAGCCUCCUUUAUCAUUGAUCAUCAACGUUUAUCUGGUCUUGGCUACUGUUUCUCAGCGUCUCAACCACCUCUUUUGGCAUCUGCUGCUAUCACUUCUUUAGAUAUGAUUGAAAAUAACGUAGAAAUAUUUCAGUCUUUGAAAAAUAAUGCCUUAUUGAUGCAUAAUGGUCUUAAAGAAAUCCUAAUGUUACAGUGUUCUAGUUCCACAGAAUCACCUUUGAAGCAUGUAUAUUUAAAGGAGCAAAAAGAUUGUGCCAUUGAGGAGAAAUUACUAUCUGCAAUUUCAAAUAAGUGUAUAGAAAAUAACUUGGCAAUUAUAGUGCCUGUCUAUUUGGAAACUGAAAGAUUUUUACCGAGACCUAGUCUUAGACUUUGUAUAUCUGCUAGUCUAGAUAACAGUGAUAUCAAGUUUGCACUAAACACUUUGAAGAAAUGUACAGAAGAAGUUUUGUUGUCAUUUUGUGAAUGA